AUGACUGUUGUGAAUAAGGUUGAUUAUAACAACAAGAUUUUUUGCAUGUUGCAAGAUGAAACUAAAUAUGAAUGUGUGUCGAAGAAUGAAAUCAACAUAUCUUAUAGGAAGAUCAGGUUAUUAUUAGAGGAUUCACUAUUUCAAGGGGCAAUUAAUGAAGAAAUGUAUAAUUUUUUGUAUAUUGAACAACCUAUUAUUCCAGUUGCCUUUGGGAUACCUAAGACUCACAAAAAUGUAAGUGAUCCACCAUAUAGGUUAAUAAUUGCUGGUAACAAUAGUGUUACAUACCCUUUGGGGGUGUUUGUGGACCGUAUCGUUAGGAAAAGCUUGGUGCCCAUUGAGCAUAUAUUGAUCGACUCCUGGGAUUUUUUAAAAAGAAUUAAGAAUGAAUACUAUGGUAAUGAAGUGUGUUUCUCUACUAUUGAUGUGGUCAAUUUAUUUACUUCAAUUCCACAUGAGAAGGGUUUAGAGUUCUUCCAUGAGGCAUUGGUUGAAAAGACUAAUUUGGGUAACACCAUGAUUAACUUCAUUAUGUUCUUGAUGGAAGUUAUUCUAAAAAACAACUUUUUCAUGUUUGAAGGGGAAUUUUUUCGGCAAGUUGCUGGUGUAGCCAUGGAUGUGUUCUUGCAAGAGAAAACAUUCUGUCCUCCUACUCCUCAAUCAAGGUCCUUAUGCAUCAUCAAAAAGAAGAAAGUGGACCAAAGGUCUAAAUGGGAUAUAACUGGGCAUGGAGCUCUUAUUAAAGUCUAUUGUCAGAAAAAGAGGAUACAAACCACACAAGUGACAAUUCCUUGCACAUCAGGAGUGGUGACAGGGCAGGAUACUUACCAAAAAACUCAUCUUAAGCGCAAGUUUGAGGAGGUUGACAACAACAGCAACAUGCCAGUAGUUGAAUGGCAUCCACAAAUGGUUCAGAACAAUACCAGGGGUGUUACAGGCACUACAGAUGCUGCCCCAAGUUUGGAUUUCAUAGACUAUGGCCAUCUCACUAAGAAAGGCUACAGUUUAACUCGUGGUAAAAUGAUUUUCUCCACAGCCAAUAAGUAUAAAGUAUUAGACUUUCUUGGUCGUGGUUCUUUUGGAGAGGUAGUUAAAUGUAAGAAGCUGGGUACCAAUGAAACAGUGGCCAUAAAGAUGUUGAAAUUUGAGUCAUCAUAUACAAUGGAGGCAAAGGAUGAAGUCAAUAUUCUGGAUGAACUAAGAACAGAAAAUGCACACUACCACAACAUUGUCGAGGCUUAUGAGUGCUUUUGGUACAAUUAUUCUCUUUGCUUUGCCUUUGAGAUGUUGGAUCGGGAUCUUCACAGCUUUUUAAAGAAAAAUAACUUCUGUCCCUUACCUCUCGAGCACAUUCGCUAUAUCCUGCAACAAAUUGCAACAGCUCUUAUUAAGCUAAAGAGCCUUGGAAUUAUGCAUGCUGAUAUUAAACCAGAGAAUAUCAUGUUGGUUGACCAAGCAAGGCAGCCAUAUAGGAUCAAAUUGAUUGAUUUUGGCUUAGCAAUCCAUGUGUCUCGGGCAGACUGUCAUAGCUACUUUGGGACAAGAUACUACAGAGCUCCAGAAAUGAUGCUCGGCUUGCCACUUUCUGAAGCAUUUGAUAUGUGGUCACUUGGAUGUGUCCUUGCAGAACUUUUCUUAGGUGUUCCCUUGUACCCUGGUGAUUCAGAUUAUGAGCAGAUUUGGUACAUUUCAAAGACACAGGGGUUGCCAGCACAGUCCUUGCUAGACACAGCAAUAUUUACAACAUACUAUUUUACAAGAGACCCUUAUUUUGGAUAUCGAUGGAAGCUAAAGACACCAAGAAAAAUUAAAGAAGAGACAGGAAUGACAACAAAGGAGAGAAGAAUAUAUAUUUGUAGCUCCUUGGAUGCUAUAGAGCAGAUAAAUAUGCCAAGAGAGCUGAAGGGUCAUGACAUGAUAGUGGAAAAGGCCAACCGGCAUGAGUUUGUUCAUUUGUUAAAGAAGAUGCUCACCAUAGAUGCAGAAAAGAGGAUUACACCAGCUAAAACAUUAAAGCAUCCCUUUGUGACAAAGUCAUAUCUGCUCCAAUUCCCAGAAAGUGCACAUCGACGAUUUAACUUUAAUGAACAAAUAUUUAAUCACCGGAUUGAGACUUUUGAUGACUCAUUCAAGAAUUUUAAAGACAGACUGUAUGCUUUAAAAACAAACCAACUAGAAGUUGACUAUUUAAAUGAAUGUACUGGCAAAGAAAGAGUGCCUAAAGGGUUGAGAUUAUUUAAAUAUCCUAACAAUGUUAAACAGAACUCUUUACUGUAUAAACAGUUAACUGAAUUAUUUAACAAGACUGGUAUUGAAAUGUUGAAGUUAAUGGUUAGGGACUACGAAAGUCAGAAUGAAAUGUUGUUAAGUGAAACAAAUGCAUUGCACAACAAGGUUCUGGAUUUUAACAGUGGGAAUUUUGACCAGAGAAAGUACGAGAAUUUGUUUGGGGAAAUUGACAAUUACUGUGAUAAAAUUAUUCUUAGAAAAAUGAGAAAACUUGACCGGGAUUUAAAGGAAUAUAGAAGUGGUAGAGCUUAUCCAGUUUUUAACAACACUUCAGAGAGUUUGAAUGUUGACAGUGGUAAUGUAAUAACGUUGACUGUUUGUGACUUGUGGCAAGAACAUUGUCUGCAUUUUGUGUACUUGGAUUAA
Molecule: messenger RNA, 2655 nt
Organism: Protopterus annectens (West African lungfish)
Lineage: Eukaryota; Metazoa; Chordata; Ceratodontiformes; Protopteridae
Product: homeodomain-interacting protein kinase 2-like
Exons: 7
Coding region: 1-2655 (884 amino acids)
Biological process (GO): peptidyl-threonine phosphorylation; peptidyl-serine phosphorylation
Cellular component (GO): cytoplasm; nucleus
Molecular function (GO): protein tyrosine kinase activity; protein serine/threonine kinase activity; ATP binding
Source: RefSeq, a predicted model, not a curated record